Molecule: messenger RNA, 4868 nt
Organism: Notechis scutatus (mainland tiger snake)
Lineage: Eukaryota; Metazoa; Chordata; Lepidosauria; Squamata; Elapidae
Source: RefSeq, a predicted model, not a curated record
CCUCCUGCCUCCCCUCAUCUCCCGGCUGCAUCUUCCUUUCCUGCGCCCUGUUUUACCUCAGACGAACAUGCAGAAGACGGCGAUCUUGCUAUGGGGCUUGCUGCUGCUUUCCGGGGGCUCAGCAGGGACCAAGGAAGAGUGCUCCACAGGGAAAUUUACUGCCAGCGGAGAAUGCUGCCGAGCCUGUAGCUCUGGGGAAGGAGUUGCCCAACCUUGUGGAGUAAACCAAACUGUUUGUGAACCUUGCCUGGACAGCGUCAGCUAUUCAGACACAGUGAGUGCCACCGAGCCCUGUAAGCCCUGUAAACAGUGUGUGGGUCUGGAGAGCAUGUCGGCUCCUUGUGUGGAAUCGGACAACACCAUCUGCAAAUGUAUCUAUGGCUUCUACCGGGAUAAGAACAAUAAAUGUAAAAAGUGCCGCAUCUGUGAAAUAGGCUACGGGCUUGUCUAUCCUUGUGGGGAAAAUCAGAAUACGUUGUGUGAGAAAUGCCCGGCGGGGACGUAUUCUGAUGAAGCCAACCAUGUGGACCCCUGCUUUCCUUGCACAGUGUGUGAGGAGGAUGAAAUCAUGGAGAAGGACUGUACUGCAACUUCAGAUGCCAAGUGCAGAGCAAUUAAUCCAAGAUUUGCGAUGACAACCAAAGUCCCGAUGGAUCCUUAUACCAGCGACAGAAAUGCAGAUGCAAACGCUGAUGUAAUCGUAGAUAUGGAACACGCAACUAAUCCACAAUUUGCAGUGGCAACGAAGACCCCAAUGAAUUCCAACACUAGUGAUGCAGACCCAGAUAUAGAACAUGGGACACCCAAAAGUCCCUUUCCCAUUACAAAUUUUUCAGAGACUCUGGAUAUUUUGGAGACCACUAUAAUGAGCACUACAAUGACCACUAUUAUGGGCAGCUCCCAGCCUGUCAUUCGAAGUGGGACAGCCGAUAACCUCAUCCCUGUCUACUGCUCCAUUUUGGCAGCUGUGGUGGUGGGUCUGGUGGCAUACAUUGCCUUCAAGAGGUGGAACAGCUGCAAACAGAACAAACAAGGUGCCAACAACCGUCCUGUCAACCAGACACCUUCCCCAGAAGGAGAGAAACUUCAUAGUGACAGCGGCAUCUCGGUUGAUAGCCAAAGCCUCCACGAUCAACAGCCACCAACCCAAACAGCAUCUUUACAAGGUCUUAAAGGAGAUGGGAAUCUUUACACCAGCCUGCCCCCUAACAAACGUGAAGAGGUUGAAAAGCUGUUGAAUGGUUCCACAGAGGAGACAUGGCGCCACCUGGCUGGUGAACUAGGCUACAAGGAAGAUCACAUAGACUCCUUUACACAAGAGGAAUACCCCGUCCGUGCGCUGCUCUCGGAUUGGUCCAGCAAGGACAGUUCCACCAUGGAUGCCCUUUAUUCAGCCCUGCGCAAGAUCCAAAGGGGGGACAUUGUGGAAAGCCUUUAUAGUGAAUCCACUGCUAGUUCUCCAGUGUGAAGGAGAAAGAGAGGGCAGAGGCGAUUGGAAGAGGUAGAGUUAGCUCCUCAUUUCCCCUGCCCCACUGGUGCCACUUGGAAGAAGGACAUGUGGAGGAAAAAUAGAGCUCAUUCUUUCUGGGGACACUGGAAUGAUCCUUGUAAGCACCGAUUUAGUUAUUUUUCCCUCUCUGCCCUACUGUCCUGGUAUUUUCAUCCAAUAGCUCUUGCUAGUAACAAACAAUAAGACGGUAAAAGGAAAUGAAAGACAGGAGAAGGAAUGGAUGUCUUGUUUAUACUGUAUGUGCUCCUUUAAAUCUCCUGGACUUUGAGUGGAUGGCUGAUUCUGAACUGAGGCAAGAAUGAAGAAAUACAUCUGUCCAAAGCCAAUUGCUUGACUUCCCUUUCAGGUGCCUCUGGCAUUUAUCCCACGCGCUUCUCUCAUGAUCCCAUCAACAUCAGUUCUCUUUCUUCUCUUGCACAUCUUCUUUCCUUCAGUCACCAGUUUACCCUAUUUAAGCACAUCUGAAAUCAGGAGAAAGGAAAGGAAAAAAAAACCCAAGGAGACCAGCCAGAUACGUUACAGAGUGAUGAAGGAUUCAAAGAAGGCAGAAAGAGCUGGAAUGCUAGGCCUGAAACAAGGAGACAUAUGGUGUUUAGAGGACAAGUGAACAUUUGUUUUGAGGCAACCUCCUGAGGGGGCUCUGAGUGGGGAGAAAAGAAAUGUGGACCAGGUUUCUAGCUAUCAAAACUGACAGUAUGAAGAUCAAAGUGAGAAGCUAAGGGAUGGAACCCAAAGACAAAAUAACGACAUUUCCAUCCAAGUAUGGGUGACCACAUCAAAAUUAUAUUUGAUCCCGCCCUUGUUUUCUUGCUCAGAUGCAUUCUUCUCUAGCUAAUAAGGAUUUUUUUAAUUAAAAAAAACCCUUUUCCAUUUUUCUUUUUCUGAGUUUGACUGAAACCAGUAAAGUCAUAUAAACCCUUGCUUAAAGGAGCCAGAUAUGCCGCAUUGAUGUGUGGACCUAAUCAGAAGCAAACAAGGCAAGUGGUCAGACAUAUACAUUCAUUUUCCAAGGGAUGCUGCUUUGAUGAUGCCACAUGCUGUAUGUUCUUCUUCAAAUUGGUAAACCAAUCACUGUGUGUUAAGAAGCUGUAACCUCUGUUGCAUUAAAAGGGGAAGCAAGCAAGCAAACAAAAAAUCCCUUAGUGGCCUUAAUGCACAAAGCAGGGAGCAAUCUAUAUGAAAACGUAGCUGCUCUCAGAGGUAGAAUUUUGCUGAAUGUUAUUCCUGGGUCAAGUGAUGUACAGCCACCAAAGCAACCUGCUAUUUUCUGUUUUCAAAUAUUAGAGGGAUAUAAAAGCACUAUGGGAAUAGGAUGGUGGGGAAAUAUUCUACAAGCUAACAAGAAUCACCAAAAGCUCUUGAGAAAAAACAAACAAACAAACAAAAAAAGAACUGGAACUGUACAAUUCCUUUUCUCUGUAUCUGUAUUAUAAGAUUAAUGUUGGUUUCUUUUAUUCUUAUUCUGAUGAUACUCAUAUAGACUUUAUGAAAAAAAUGGUGGCAUUUGAAAACUGAUAGGUUUUUAAACAGUUGACUGGGCCAUUCAUGGGUAUUGUUUAGCUGCUCAUCUUGUUUCUCUGAUUUAAAACCGUGGAGAAGAAAUCUCUCCAUCAUAUGUAUGCACGCACACGUAUAUAUAAAUAUAUACUUAGAAAGUAAUGGGAAUACUUCCUGGGGAAUGUUAGUUAGGAAUGCUAAUUAAUUUCCCUCUCAACCAAGAGAUGAUUAGGGAAGCUUUGCAGUCUGCACUAAGUGUUGCUAUUCUAAUCACUUUUCUGUCAUCAUACCAAUUUUAAUGGUUUGCCUCACCAGAAAACUUCUAUUUUAACCUUGACAUUUUUGCUGUCAACAAACCUUAGUAGCAAUUUUAAAUAGGAUGGUACAACAGAUUGAGGAAAGUUAAUUACAUGUUUGCUUUCUAUUUAAAAACUUUUUACAGAACAACUAGAACCAUGUCUUUAUUCGUAGAAUGUUGCUAUUACAUAACAACAAUAAUAAAGAAGCCAGAGGAAGAGCUAGUAACAUAUCUAAUGAAUUCCCAAAAAUUUUAGAAAGAAAAUAUGGAGAUACAUGGAGGUACUUGUGGCCUUGUUGAUUUUGGGUCUAACUACUGGCCCACCUAGCUUAACAUCCUUUUCAUGUCAAUUCUGAAACCCAAAUUCCCUUUUUAUGGUAUGAAGGGCAAAGAGCCUGGACACACAAAACAGGCACUUUACCUCAGAAAUCCAACUCACAAACUAGUUCAACCUCUUGGUAUACAAUUUGGAGAUAACUCCAAUUGCCCUUUUCUCUUUUUGUAGAGAUAUGUCCCUUGUUGUGUAGUAACUAUCCCAAAAGAAGCAAACAGAGUGCCAAAUGUUUUUGCUUUUCUUGAACAUGCAACUCCAUUAAAUAAUUCUACCUUUUAAGAUUUACUGCAUUAAGCCCUUCAUUUUUCUUUUGGGGCAACAAAAUCCCCACAGAUUAAGAGAUGCAGGCAAGAUAGAAACCCCACUGGAAUUCAGGUUUCAGGUUAUAGCAAACAGAAUUUAUCUUAGCAGGUAAAUUUUGGCACAUGACACACAUGAGUUGGAGCUUCUCUGCAAAAGAAAGGAAGUCCUUCUUCUUCUAAAUGCUAUUCCUUAUUAUUCUGAAGUCAGAGUAGAAACAAGAAAACCAAUCAAUAUAAGAGACUGAGUGAUUAGUAUUCUUGAAUAAUCAGGUAUAAAUGUGUUAUAUUGUAACUGUGUUAUGCAACAGCUACAUCUCUUCCCAAAAUCGUGUUUCCAACUGCAUGAUCCUAGGAAAAGAUGGGACUGUUUUAAAAUGUUGCAGUGACAUCCUAUGUUUGUACUUCAAAGCUUCUUUUUGGAAUGAAAUCAGAAAUGUGGUACAGUUAUGUUUAAUAUCAUAACCAUAUGAUUGAUUGGGACUUGCAUAUGAAGACCCGUCUUCAUAUAUCAAUAACAAGGACACAAUGUCAGUGAAUAACAGUGCCUUUCGAGUACAACUUUUUCUUUUUUUAACCAGGAAGUUAAAGGAUGUUGAAUUCUUAUGCUAACAACCCAUACAAAGAGAUGAAAAUGUGAUAGGACAAAGAAAUGUAGAGCCUAUUUAUUUGAAAUUUGGCCUAUUUUAUCUGGAAUAAAUUAUCCCGAAUAGAGUAUAUCUCUAUAUCAGAGCCAUGCUUAGUUGAAAAGAUAUGUGUAGAAGAGAAUAAAAUGGGAAAAUGACGCUUUAUUAUAAAUCAUUGUUGGCAUAUGUCUCCAUUUUAUUCACUGCGUUGAACUGCAAUUGGGCACAGUAAAUCUGUGGCUUUCCUUUGUGGGUUCAAAUGCCAGAAUAUCGGGAAAACUCAAUAGUUCUUGCUAGUCUUCUG